AUGUCGGUUGUAUACAUUCAAGAUGCCGCUGGUAAAAACAUUACCGUACAAGAUGUGGAUGGAAGACUUUAUCCUAGCUUUAAUCCGGAUGUCAUCAGAGGGGUGUCAUCAUUAAAACUUAGGGAUGAUGACGUCAUACUAUGUUCUUUUCCUAAAUCAGGAACACAUUGGUCGUUUGAGAUUUGUCGGUUAUUGCUAAAUGGUAGACUUGAUAUUGACAUAAUACCGAAAGGAUGUCUGUUUGCUGAUUCGGUACCUGAAUCUGAGUUGAAUGAAGUAGACUCACCCAGAAUUAUCAACACCCACGUCAGAUUUGAUAGACUCCCGUCUGAUGUGAAGUCAAAGAAACCAAAGAUAGUAUAUAUUAGAAGAAAUCCUAAAGAUGUUGCUGUGUCUUUCUACCAUCAUACACGAAAGCUGGAACACUAUCAUUAUGAUGGAAAAUUUAAGGAUUAUCUCCCUUUGUUUUGUGACGGAGUCGCAUAUGGAUCCUGGUUUGAAUAUGUAUUAGAAUGGGAAAAGAUCAUAGCUGAUAAUAAAGAGUUAUCUAUUCUUGAAUUAACAUUUGAAGACCUUAAAGAGGAUCCUAUAAGGGAAAUUAGAAGGAUGUCAGACUUUUUAGGAGUUCAAAGAAACGAGGAUUUAAUCGAAGAAGUAAAAGAUUUUUGUAAUUUUCCCACCAUGAAAGACAGAUUUAAAGAUAAAAUGGAGAGGCAUAAUAUAUACUACAGAAAAGGUGAAGUAGGCGACUGGAAGAAUUGGUUUACUGUAGCACAGAAUGAAUGGUUUGAUCAACUCUACAGGGAGAAAAUGGCAGAUUCCAAAUUGAAAUUCAAAUAUACAUUAAAUCAAGAUUAGGACAUGUUUCAUUUAUUUAUUUAUUUCCUUGUUCCUUGAUAAUUCUUUAUCAUUAUCGUUAGUUAAUUGUGUUGUAUGUUCAAUUAAGCUACAAGUAUUGAUAGGUGUCCCUUGUCCGGCCAGUUGUUCCGAAAUUUCGCUGAAACUUGAUAAACUGAGGAGCCUAUGGAUAGAGUAGGUUAGGGGCGCAUAAAAAGUUAAUGUUCUCACGAUGUUUGGGAGCCCUUUCAGUCAUAAGUAUAACAAAUAACAAAAUGUUAUACACAAUUGGAAUUAUUUCUUUAUAUAUUCAGUCUCUGGAGGGGUUUGGUACUAAGGAGAAUGGGCUUACAUGUACAAAUCAUCAUUUACAGCCACUUUUUCCAAACUUUUCUCACGUCCGGGAUGAGAGAACCACCGUGGACCACCGCUAGAUUGUGGGACCCUCCGUUUCCAGUCUAUCACUGCUGGAAACUACGGUUCGCAUCACACGUAGUAGUCAUGGCGCUUGUACAGGAACUUUGCACUUGAUGACCCCUUGCACUGUAGGACCCUUGACAUAGUUCGUCGUGACCUUGUACUGGAUGACCUCUGUGACCUAGUUCGCGAUGACCUUACACUUGAUGACCCCGAUGA
This is a messenger RNA of Patella vulgata (common limpet), 1473 nucleotides long. Its product is annotated as sulfotransferase 1B1. The record is from RefSeq and is a predicted model, not a curated record. Gene Ontology annotation, molecular function: sulfotransferase activity. The coding region runs from base 1 to 858 and encodes 285 amino acids. The transcript has 5 exons. Gene Ontology annotation, biological process: sulfation. Gene Ontology annotation, cellular component: cytoplasm. Lineage: Eukaryota; Metazoa; Mollusca; Gastropoda; Patellidae.